Molecule: messenger RNA, 1920 nt
Organism: Aspergillus ochraceoroseus IBT 24754
Lineage: Eukaryota; Fungi; Ascomycota; Eurotiomycetes; Eurotiales; Aspergillaceae
Product: T6SS phospholipase effector Tle1-like catalytic domain-containing protein
Exons: 2
Coding region: 1-1920 (639 amino acids)
Source: RefSeq, a predicted model, not a curated record
AUGGAUACCGCACCGUUUGGCCCAGCGCAGGUGACAAAGCAGUUUGUGCUCUGCUUUGACGGCACAGGGAAUAAAUUCGCUGGCGAUGAGUCGGACAGCAAUGUUCUCAAAAUCUUUCGCAUGCUUGAUCGCUCUAAGAGUCAUCAGUUCCACUACUAUCAGCCAGGAAUUGGAACAUACGUGACGACCACGUCGCUAUCCAAUACUAGCCGCUUUCAACGCAUCAAAUCCGCAUAUUUGAAGGCAAAAGAUUCCGCAAUUGGCACCUCGUUCGACGAGCACGUCAUGGGCGGGUACAAGUUUUUAAUGAGAUAUUACCAACCCGGCGACGAAAUCUACUUCAUUGGGUUCAGUCGUGGCGCUUACAUCGCGCGCUUCCUCGCGGAGAUGCUUGAUUAUAUCGGCCUGCUUGAAGCGGGAAAUGAGGAACUGACGCGAUUCGCUUGGAAAACUUUCGCUAAGUGGCAGCAGCGCCGAGGAGACGGCGAAGAGGCCAAGGAGGAGAAAAAGGAACUCUUCCGCUAUAUGAAAGCGUUUCGCGAAACCUUUAGUCGCCCAAUUUCGAGGAUUAAAUUCAUGGGGUUGUUUGAUACUGUCAACAGUGUUCCAAGGUUUGAGUCAGCAUGGAUGCAGCGUAGCAAAUUCCCGUACACUGCGCGGAGCUCAGCCAAAGUCAUCCGACAUGCCGUGGGCAUUGAUGAGCGGCGCGCGAAGUUCCGACAGGACCUAAUCUCUGAGGCAAGGCCUUGGUCUGGGAAGAAGCAAUCGCGUCAUGGUUGGGGGCAGCAGUACAUCAACCAACUCCGCCAUCCGCGAGACCAGGAGCCGACACACGUGCCUGAGAUCGUCGUGAACGGUAACCAAGAAGCCGACGUCAAUGACCCUAAGGACCAUGGACCAGAGAAUCCAGAUGUAGAGGAGACAGCCUCAGUUUACCGUAGUAGUCAUCAUGCCUCUCGUGAGAGCCUACAUUCCGGACACAUGUACCGUGCGGUGUCCCCAUCAUCCGCAGCUAGAAAGCUCAGCCUGGCAGUCCCCAUGAUUACGGGCUCCAUGGAGGACUUGAACUCGAUUCGAAGCGGCCACUCGGGGAUCUCCCUGCAGGUACCAUCAGCAUCGCAAGCUGGUAAUGAUGACGACGAGGAGGAGAACGAUGCGCAGGACAUUCAAGAAGUGUGGUUCCCAGGUGGCCACGCCGACAUUGGUGGAGGUUGGAAACUCGAAAAAGGCGAGACUUGGCCACUUAGCCAUGCGCCAUUGGUCUGGAUGGUCCAGGAAGCCCAGCGUGCGGGCCUGGAAUUUGACACGCCAAAGCUCAAACAAUUCGAGUGUUGUGAGGAGUAUGACGGCGAAUACACUCCUAUUCGAGAUCAUAUCAAAUGGCAAAAAAGCUGGUGCCAAGAUCCUGCGCAUGAGCAUGACGGCGACGCAAAGGAGGAGGAGGGUAUGUACAAGGCCAAUGGAGAUACAAAGCCCCUGUCCAAAUCAAGCCAGAAAUUCCGAGCUGCCCUGUACACCUCUAGCACAGAGGGUCUACUGCACGAUUGUUUAUCCUUUGGCAACGGCCUAUCAGCUUCCUCUGUCAUUUCAUGGAGGUUUAUGGAGUAUCUUCCAUUCCGCCGGAUGGACCUCCAGGCAGACGGAUCAUGGAAACCGAUUCGUUGGCCAUUACCCGGCGGAGAGGUGCGCGAUAUUCCCAACGACGCUCACAUCCACGUAUCUGCGAUCCGUCGCAUGAUGAAGGAUUCUAACUAUCGUCCGGGAAAUCUGAUUAUUGGAGGCGGCGGACGUGGAGUCCGACGAGCCCCAGAGGAGUAUGGAAUCGGUGAAUGGGUGGUGCAAGGGCACGAAGGAGACGUUGUUCGAGAGAUCUAUGUACGAAAGAGUUUCUCCAAGAUGUGCAAGGACACCAAACCCUAG